Molecule: messenger RNA, 1251 nt
Organism: Pleurotus ostreatus (oyster mushroom)
Lineage: Eukaryota; Fungi; Basidiomycota; Agaricomycetes; Agaricales; Pleurotaceae
Exons: 7
Coding region: 1-1251 (416 amino acids)
Source: RefSeq, a predicted model, not a curated record
AUGCCCAUGAAUGCAGCACAUCAACAUGCUGCGAAUGCCGACGACCAUCUAGCACAAGGCUAUCUUAUCCCCGCUGCGGAGGAACACUACAAGGCCGCUGAGGGAUACAUGGCUGCUGCCGAGCAAAGCAAUGAUGAAUCAGCGAAACGAACUCUGAGGAUGCUAUAUAACAAACACAACAAGGCUGGGAAGGACCUUCAGAGAAAAAUUGCGAAGUUGAGAGAAGAGGGCAAGGAUCCAUCCCAGCGCCAGAAGCCAGAACCACAGCAAGCUACGCCCGCGGUCAACCCUGCUCAGUUACCUCGACAAAUACCAUCUCCCCCUCCGGUCCGUCCACACGAUCUGCAGAAUACGGUGGAUGAGUCGUUUAUGCUCCUAGGCGGCCAAAGGUCAGACCCAGGGGAUGCUUUCAAUCAAUUUUGGCACAUCAUGCAAGGCAUGCUGGAUAACCUUUCACAGCCUGUAGCCUUUGCCACCGCAAUAGGCCUGGAGAAUGACGAUUCCCCUCACAACUCUGCCUCCUCAUCUAGGAAGCCCAGAGACGGUAGUUUGAGUAGUGAUACGGAUGGGGACGAACCAUUGGUCUCGAGGUUCAAGCGACGGAUAGGCAUGACCAAGAGUCGCACAACGUAUCCCCCAUCUCUCACGGGAUCCUCUGGCUUAGCUCGAGCCGCAACACUAGAAGACGAAUUCGACGACGACAUGCUGGACGUCGGUGAUGAGCUCUCCGAGUCGUUUUGCCUCGUCCCCUCGGGUUCUGAGCCGUCAUUGGCGGCACAAAAGAGAGAAAACGCAGCCCUAAAGGCAGAGAUUGAAGCACUGCAGUCUCGCUUGGAAGCUACCGAGCGAGUCAUACAAUUGCGUAAGGAUCAAGAUCUACACCUGCGAGAGAGCAUCGUUAUGGCCCGUAGAGAAGCUCAGCGGGCUAUGGGAGCCUCGACAAUGGCGGGACAACGACCGCCCGUCGACCUCAGUUCACUCAACCUCAAUGUCCCACCAAUACCAAUACCUGGCUUAACCCCGGGCCGAGAAGCCCAGUACACUCGCCGUAUCAAAGAGCUCGAAGACGAAGUGCGGGGAUUAAGGGCGGACAACGAGAAACAAAAAGCUAUGAUUGCCAAAUUCCGCGAGCGGUGGGAGAAGCUCAAGGAAUCCGCCAAGCGGAAGAAGGAAGCGAAAGCAGGAAGUACGCCCAUACGCGAGCGAAUUGUCGAAGAACCGGAAGCAGAGCAAGAACUCGAUGGCGUGUAA